CUUACACACACACAUAGUUGUGUCAUUAUUUGUGAUCACAAUGAUGUCAAGCAGCUCUACCUGGGCAGAUGUACCAUCAGCGGCUUCUGAGCAGCUUUGUUACAUUGAUUGCCCUUUCUGCAAUAUUGUUCUUGCUGUAAGUGUACCAUGCAGCAGCUUGUUUGAUACAGUGACCAUUACUUGCGGAAACUGCAACAAUAUGUGGCCUGUGAAUGUGGACGUUACUACUGCUUUGCAUCUAUCUCAUACUGGUUCAACUUCCAGUUUUCAAGAUUCAUCUUCUUCUCAUCACCAGCAUGGAGGCAACCUCAUUAUGCCAAAUUACAUGAGGCCGAUGACCAUCGUGCCAUACCCACCUUCCAUCACCAAUGCACAAGAGAUCAACGAUUCUUCUCCGGAGAAGAGGAAACGCAUUCCAACUUUACAUAACCAGUUUAUAAAGUAAUGGUCAUGACUCC
Molecule: messenger RNA, 458 nt
Organism: Helianthus annuus (common sunflower)
Lineage: Eukaryota; Viridiplantae; Streptophyta; Magnoliopsida; Asterales; Asteraceae
Product: axial regulator YABBY 5-like
Exons: 4
Coding region: 41-445 (134 amino acids)
Biological process (GO): multicellular organism development; abaxial cell fate specification; cell fate commitment
Cellular component (GO): nucleus
Source: RefSeq, a predicted model, not a curated record